Molecule: messenger RNA, 753 nt
Organism: Saitoella complicata NRRL Y-17804
Lineage: Eukaryota; Fungi; Ascomycota; Saitoellomycetes; Saitoellales; Saitoellaceae
Product: mitochondrial carrier
Exons: 2
Coding region: 1-753 (250 amino acids)
Cellular component (GO): mitochondrial inner membrane
Molecular function (GO): S-adenosyl-L-methionine transmembrane transporter activity
Source: RefSeq, a predicted model, not a curated record
AUGUCGGAUUCAUUCAUCUCAGGAGCUCUAGCAGGAACCCUAACAGACCUCCUCCUCCACCCCAUCGACACCAUCAAAACCCGACUUCAAUCCCCUUCCCCAUCCACCUCCCCAUAUAGUGUCCGCGGCGUCUUCAAAGGCAUAGGUCCAGUCGUGUGUGCCGGCGCGCCCUCGGCCGGCAUAUUCUUCCUCACCUACGACACCCUAAAACGACUCCUCGAACGCACAACCGGGAAAAAGGGAGCAGGAGUCCAUUUGGCAGCGAGUUCCGUCGCCGAAGCCGUGUCGUGCCUCGUCCGUGUCCCCUUCGAGCUAGUCAAACAAAACGCCCAAAUAAACCCCGACGCCUCCUCCGACUCCUCCCUCAAAACCGGCGAAAAGCUCAUCCAAAAAGGCGGGGUACGCGCAAUCUGGAAAGGCUACUCAAGCUUAGUAGCCCGCAACAUCCCUUUCACAAUCCUCCACUUCCCCCUCUACGAACACCUCCGCACUACCCUUCAUCUCCCACCCUCCCUCGCUGGGGCAAUAUCCGGUGCGACCGCUGCCCUCCUCACGACUCCAAUCGACGUCAUCAAAACUCGAAUCAUGGUGAGUGAGAAGAAGGAUGGGGUGGGGAUGUGGGAGGUUGUGAGGGGGAUGAGGGGGGGUGAGAUGUGGAGGGGGGGUGGGGUGAGGGUCGUGGUCGCGGGGGUUGGGGCUGGGGUAUAUUUGGGGGGGUAUGAGGCUGUGAAGGCGGUUUUGGGGCAAAAAUGA